This is a messenger RNA of Stomoxys calcitrans (stable fly), 1651 nucleotides long. RefSeq names its product imaginal disk growth factor 6 (gene Idgf6). Gene Ontology annotation, biological process: carbohydrate metabolic process; chitin catabolic process. The coding region runs from base 112 to 1476 and encodes 454 amino acids. Gene Ontology annotation, cellular component: extracellular region. NCBI's taxonomy places the organism in Eukaryota, Metazoa, Arthropoda, Insecta, Diptera, Muscidae. The transcript is spliced from 3 exons. Gene Ontology annotation, molecular function: chitin binding. The record is from RefSeq and is a predicted model, not a curated record.
UACGCUUGAUCAGUCUGUGGCGAAACGUUAUUAAGAUCACAUCGUUUUGGGAAGCUAAUUUUUGUGUUUUUAAAUAAGUUACGGAGUUUGGAGUGUCAGUGAGUCUUAAAAAUGCAAUUUUCGAUUGUAUUUUUGGCAUUGGCUCUGGCUGUGGCCAGCUCAUGGGCCGGCAAUGUUCCCGCCCCACCCACUGGAGCUCAAAAGCAAUUGGUGUGCUACUACGACUCGGCUAGUUUUGUAAAGGAAGGUCUUGCCAAAAUGGUCAUUGACGAUUUGGAACCCUCAUUCCAAUUUUGCACCUACAUUAUCUAUGGCUAUGCUGGCAUUGAUCGUGACUCCUUCAAAGCCAUGAGCUUGAAUCAAAAUUUGGAUUUGGAUUUGGGCAAGGGACUCUAUCGCACAGUGACCCGUCUAAAGCGCAAAUAUCCCAAUGUUAAGAUUAUGUUGAGCGUGGGUGGUGAUCGUGACAUUGAGACUGGAGAAGAUGCCAAAGAUUUGCCCAACAAAUAUUUGCAAUUGCUGGAAAAUCCCAUUGGACGUCAACGUUUCAUUAACACCAUCUAUGCUUUGGUUAAGACCUAUGGCUUUGAUGGUGUCGAUAUGGCCUAUCAAUUCCCCAAGAACAAACCCAAGAAGGUGCACAGUGGUUUGGGCAGCUUCUGGAAGGGCAUUAAGAAAUCUUUCACUGGCGACUUUGAUGUGGAUGAGAAUUCGGAAAGACAUAAGGAGCAAUUUACCGCAUUGAUGCGUGAAAUCAAAAAUGAAUUGAGGCCCGAUAACUAUUUGUUGUCCGCUACAGUGUUGCCCAAUGUGAAUUCUACAAAAUUCUUUGACAUUUCGUCCUUGAACAGCUAUGUAGACUUUGUCAAUUUGGCUGCCUUCGAUUUCUACACCCCAGAACGCAAUCCCGAGUUGGCUGAUAUUGCUGCACCUCUCUAUCCCAUGGCUGAUCGUAAUUCCGAAUUCAGUGUCGAUUCGGUGGUGCAAACCUGGUUGCGCUAUGGCUUCCCUAGCAACAAAAUCAAUGUGGGCAUCAGCACCUAUGGUCGGCCUUGGAAAAUGACAGACGAUUCUGGAGACUCUGGUGUACCACCUGUGGCCAAGGUCGAGAAUAAUGCCCCCAAGGGUGAACACACUCAAAUUCAAGGCUUGUAUAGCUGGCAAGAGACCUGCUCGAUGUUGCCCAAUCAAGACAACAUGUAUGCCAAGGGUGCUGCUGCACCCUUGAAAAAGAUAAUGGAUCCCCAGAGAAGGAGUGGAGUCUAUGCUUAUCGAGCAGCCGACAAGAAGGGCGAACAUGGUGUUUGGGUGUCCUAUGAAGAUCCUGAUACCGCCGCCGAAAAGGCUAUGUAUUCUAAGAGCCAUAACUUGGGUGGUGUUGCUUUGUUCGAUUUGGAAUAUGAUGAUUUCCGUGGUCUAUGUGUGGGUGAGAAAUAUCCCAUUUUGCGUGCCAUCAAAUAUCGUCUACUUAACUAGCAGAGUACAAGGGAUGUAUGACACGUUGAACGAAACUCUUUGUUUAGUUUUUAAGGAUGUUAAAAUGAAAGCACAUUAGUACUCUGACGACAAACAAAUGUGGUAGAAUGAAUAAAAACAAAACUUAAAGAAACAUCUUUUUCGCAAUAAAAUUCUUGUGAAAAUUAUAAAUAAA